AUGGCCUUGGUGUUGUGGGGGUGGAGCCUCAGCCGCAUGCCACCACCCCGAAAGCCAACGGAGGCUUGUGGAGAUCAGGAUCUACCACCGGCUUUCCCGAUUGACGAGGAUCUGCAUGUUCAGCCUCGCCUCAGCGAUGGGUGCCAGCCUCUCUUGCUGGAUGGAGGCGAAAUGUGCCGACGAGCCCGCAUGGAUACUGGUGAAUUUGGGGUGCCUUCAUUGGAAACUCGACAAUCCUACUUCUCCAACAGUAUGCCAACAAGGCCCGAGCCCCCUGCGCCGCCCAACCGCAUCUUGCACAACCACCACAAGGUUCUUGUCGAGAACAUGAUGAAGGAGCUCUCUACGUUUUCAGGCAGGCGCAAGCUCCAGAAGGAGGUGGAUUCCCGGAGGCGGCCCGAUCCGGAUGAAGAUCAGAAGAUGCCUGCAUCGCCCCAGCCGCACAGGUGGAAUUUCACACGCCCCUGGUUCAAGACCGGCCCGUCCACUUAG
Messenger RNA from Symbiodinium sp. CCMP2456, 492 nucleotides. Lineage: Eukaryota; Dinophyceae; Suessiales; Symbiodiniaceae. The record is from the annotation of a GenBank genome assembly.